AUGGGAAACCACUGCAGUGGAUCUUCACCGAAACAAACGAAGGAUGGCGACGGAUCAGGGGAGAAGGCAAAUAGGACUUCAGGCUAUGAAAUCUCCAAAACACGAACUAUCGGUACGGAAACCACAAUGUCAACACUUGAAAAAAGCGUUCAAUGCCAGUUAUCUGAUCCUGUAGGCAGGAAAAAUAUCAAUCUAACAUGUGGAUCUACGUGCUCCUGCUUUCCCAACAUACCAGUUUAUCAACAAUCACCAUUUGCAUGCCCUGUCAGGCCUUAUCAAGGUGAUGUCCUCUGUCGGUGCAUUCAGAAUUUUGAAAAUGAGAUUUCCAAAGGAAUUGCAUUCUCAACCCCCCGUGUUUCCCAUGGUUCUCAGAUUCUUGUGAUAGGACCACAGUUCAAUCGCCCGCAAUCGAAUACCGUCUCACAAAAUGAGCAAACCCGAAGAGAUAUCAGUGAAUUUUUUAAUGUUUGUCAUCCUACGGCAUAUGACCAACAAAGGGAAUGUCUGAAGUUCAAUACGCAUUCCACCAUAAAACCGCAAGAAUCCCAGGACGCAGACCAAAGCAUCAACCUGCUUCAUGAAAGCCAGACUGUUAAAUUCACUGAUCCAAACCGACCAAUCACGACUCAAAAUUACAACAGCUCCCUUUCUUAUCAGCCACAGGCUCUAUACAAGAAUCGAUGGACUGACAAACCCUCAACAAAUUGUCAUCACCAGGAAUGUAAGCAACUAUACCUUCGAAGUUUGCUCAACAACGGGGACACGGAUCGACUGUUUGUUCAUGACAGGGCGAAAUCAGCUCCAAACCUCUUGUCCCACAAUCAGUCACCAACACCUGCGUAUCUUCAGAAUGACAAACAGUCUCCCGAAAAUCUAAAACCAGAAUGUAAGGAGCGGCUCAGCCGAAGUAAUUCCUGCAGCGCAAUAUCUGAGGGACAUGGAAGUGCUGUGAAUGCAGGGAAAAAUUUUUACAACCCAACAAAGUGGUUUGCGUAUUCGCCGUCUCUGAUCCGUCAGACGACUCCGAGUUCUCCCGUGGUUGAACAGACCAAUCAAACCUACUCGCCGCUCAUGCUCGCUGCGAACACUUCGUACAACGCGACCGAAUUACCCGUGAUUGGUUCCCAUCAUGAUGUUCAAAUGGGCCAUCCAAAAACGAACCAACCUAGACCAGGAUCGAUUUCUAUCCAGGAAGAGUACUCUUGUUUGAGAGAUAUAUCCUGUUCGCCGAUGUUUGAAAUAAAUCCUUUUGUGUGCAAUACGCAAACGUUCAGGGAUAGAUGGCCCAGGCAGCGCCAUUCAGAACGCAUACUUGCAAAUACCAAGAAAUUGUCCUCUGUACCACUCAGUGCAGAAUUUCAUGAAUGUAAUAAACAAUCCGGGAUGUCAGACAGUUGUGUGCCAAGCAUAAAUCACCAUCUAAUAGGAGUCACGUCACCAACGCAUCCUGAUUCAUGCGAUUCAAAAGAAAUUUCUUGUUCACACGCAUUGCCUGGUCAUUGUGCCAUGCAACACAGAACAAGUCAAGUUGAUGCGUUACAAAGUUUGUCAGGUUUUUGCAACCUACAACCAAUUUCUCAUGACUGUUCCUCACCCUGUCAAAAACCACGGCCACCACCCAGGGUCUCACCAAGAACCAAAACUGUUCUGAUCAAGGAAAGUAACAGUCCCGGUAAACGAUCACGAUCAGGCAGUCAGACCGACAUACGAAAACAUGGCAAAGUUGAUUGUAAUGUAUCAAACACAAGUAUCUUUUAUUCCAGUCAACCACGUGAUCCGUUCAAGCAUCGAUUUUUCCUCAAAGAUUUUCAUGGCAUCGAUAAGGUUCUGGCUGAUCCGACAGAUCGUCGAAUACGUGCGAUAUGCGAUCGAUUCCGCUGUGACCUGGAAAUCUACUCUAAAGUCCCCAAAAAUGGCUAUAUGCAGUACAUAAUCGAUAUCUCAUCACCAUCGAUCUGGGCCCUUCAUUCCUGUACACGUGCGCUGGACUCUUCUCUGAAAUGGUGUCUCUCUCCACAGCUAUUUCGAAUCAACGCGAAUGGAGCCAUUACGAAG
Opisthorchis viverrini is the source of this 2055-nucleotide messenger RNA. RefSeq lists its product as hypothetical. The record is from RefSeq and is a predicted model, not a curated record. The transcript has a single exon. Lineage: Eukaryota; Metazoa; Platyhelminthes; Trematoda; Opisthorchiida; Opisthorchiidae. The annotation marks the transcript as partial.